This is a messenger RNA of Sitodiplosis mosellana (orange wheat blossom midge), 770 nucleotides long. It is a transcript of the gene Rpe, whose product is annotated as ribulose-phosphate 3-epimerase. NCBI's taxonomy places the organism in Eukaryota, Metazoa, Arthropoda, Insecta, Diptera, Cecidomyiidae. The record is from RefSeq and is a predicted model, not a curated record. Gene Ontology annotation, cellular component: cytosol. The transcript is spliced from 3 exons. Gene Ontology annotation, molecular function: metal ion binding; D-ribulose-phosphate 3-epimerase activity. The coding region runs from base 1 to 672 and encodes 223 amino acids. Gene Ontology annotation, biological process: carbohydrate metabolic process; pentose-phosphate shunt, non-oxidative branch; pentose-phosphate shunt.
AUGAGUGUUAAAGCGAAAAUUGGACCAUCAAUUUUAAAUGCUGAUUUAUCACAAUUGUUCGAAGAAUCGGAGAAAUUGCUAAACAAUGGUGCCGAUUAUUUACAUCUAGAUGUUAUGGAUGGAACAUUCGUGCCUAACCUUACAUUCGGUCACCCGGUUGUGAAGUGUUUGCGCUCCAAAAUCAAGGAUGCAUUUUUCGAAACACACAUGAUGGUUCAACGGCCACAACAAUGGAUUGAGAGUAUGGCUGAUGCCGGUGUCGAUCAAUAUACGUACCACAUCGAACCAGUUUUAGAUCAAGUUGACGAAAUCAGCCGAAAAAUUCGUGAAGCAGGCAUGAAAGUGGGUCUAGCUAUCAAACCAGGCACUGAUCUUGAAGCAGUUGUCAAGCACAUUCCAAACGCCGACAUGAUUUUGAUUAUGACUGUUGAACCAGGAUUUGGAGGACAAAAGUUCAUGACGAAUCAAAUGCCAAAGGUGAAAUGGUUGCGCGAAAACUAUCCAUUACUUGAUAUCGAAGUCGAUGGUGGAGUUGGACAAGAGACCAUUCAUCAAUGUGCCAAGGCUGGGGCUAAUAUGAUAGUGUCUGGCACAGCUAUUAUUAAUGCGGACAAUCAAAGGGAGACCAUUUCACUUCUACGUAGCACCGUGCAAGAUGCAAUCGAUGCAUGAUUUUACUCGGACAAUAACUAUUUUACAUUGUUUUAUGGAAUCUAAUAUUGUGUUAAUAAAAACAACGGAAGAAAUGUUCUUCAAGAUGUUGAAAAUCA